Messenger RNA from Poecilia reticulata (guppy), 2180 nucleotides. It is a transcript of the gene c23h12orf56, whose product is annotated as chromosome 23 C12orf56 homolog. Lineage: Eukaryota; Metazoa; Chordata; Actinopteri; Cyprinodontiformes; Poeciliidae. The record is from RefSeq and is a predicted model, not a curated record.
CUAUAAACUUUUUGUUUUAUAAAAAACCGCAUUAAACUCCAUUAUAUAGAGGUUUAUCUUUCAGCCAAUCAGCAGCGCUCUAGGGAAACAAGCGGACCAAUCAGAAAGCAGUGCGCCCUGUUCGCGGUUCAUAACCUGCCUGGACCCGCUGCCUGCUUCAGUAGUAAAACACGAACCGAAGCGAUGGACGGUGGAACCGAACCGCAUCCCGUCUCCAUCCGCUGCAGAAAGUAGCGCCCCGGGUCAUGGCUCGGAGUCGAUCCGACCUCCUGCCGCUCCUGCCCCGCCGGAACGCCCGGCUGGACUCGUUCCUGAAGCGGAACACGGAGCCGGCUCUGUACGAGCGGAUCCGAACCCACGAACCGUGCGUGGUGGUCUCUGACGUCAUCAACAAGGUCUACAUGUACGCGGUUCUGAGUGACGAGCGCGUGUACCUGACGGAGUUCCCGCCGCGCGCGCUGACCGCCGCCGUGAGCCUAGAGCGCGUGCGCGACAUCGAGCUGGUGAACGACCUCCCAGAUUUCCUCAGUUCAAAGGACAGGGAGCGCUGUCAGCACAUACGGAUCACCUACAUCCCAGAAAGGCCUGCAGAGAAGGAACAUGAUUGGUUACAGAGGGAGAAGAGGGCGAGGCUUCCUCCUGUGGCCCCGCCCUCUCGCAGAGCCAGCCACUGUCCAAUCAGAACACACGGCUUAAAAGGAUAUCCUGCAGACAGCUGGUGGAAGAAAGAGGAGCUCCAGCCGGUGAUGAAGACGAGCCGCUCUGCCUCCUGCCCCGACCCGGAGACGCUGGGCCUCCCCAGGAUCCCUCUUCCUCAUCCUCUUCCUCCCUCGCCUCCUUCAUCGCCGCCAGAGGAAAGCCUGAAAACAGCCGAGAGCCGCCAGGUGACCCGGAGGAUCGGCUCCGUCCUGACCCGGCUGCUGAGGCGGGACCGAGCGGACUUCGGGGAAGAGAGGGACGCCGAGCUGCACCUUUACGUGGUUUCUCAGACCUCCACCCUGUACCUCCACCUGCAGAGCUGCUGGAACAGCUUCGUCAUCAGGUCGACCCUGUUCCUGGAUCCGGUCUACAGGAGGAGAAGCACGCCGUCGUCCGACUCCAUCAGCGCGGAGCGGACGGCUCACCUGUUCGCUCAGCUGAGUUCGGAGCUCCUGCAGGACGGCGUCGCCGUGGAGAACGUGUACCUUCUGCUGCAGGAGCUGAGGACGGCGGCUCACCGCAGCACCGCGCUGAGGAGGCUCUUCUGGAGGUCUGGUGAGACGUUCGUCUUCCUGGUUCAGACUCUGGAGGAACGUCUUCAUGGCCGUCAGAGCUUCAGCAGAGUUUACACCACAGAUCAGCUCCUGCUGAGUACGCUGAUCGUCCAGACGCUCGCCAUCAUGUUCAGAGACACGGAGGCGGAGCCAGCCAGGAGCAGCCUGCUGUUCGCCGAAAGGGGGGCUCUGAUCUCCAGACUGCUGCUCGCCUUCAUUUGUGAUCCUGGCGGUGAGAAGCAGAGCCGAGGAUCCGCGUCUGACUCCGAGCUCCAGGCUUUGCUCUCGGAGUACCUGGACGCUGCCUGCUCGCUGCUGUUUGAGCUGCUGCUGCUGGGCUACCAGACCAGCCGAUGUUUCCCCGGAGAGAACUUCGUGUCCGUGUCGUGGAUCCUGAGAGUCCUUCAGCCUCACCCCCACCUGAUUCGCUGUGACUCCGUCCAGCGCCGAGGAGAAGCUGCAGCCUCGUUAUCCGAUCUGCAAGCCGACUGUGAGACUCGUUCAGAGCAUCGUGACGCUCAUCCAGCGCAGCUGAGCCCACAGGAAGCUAGAAGAUCACUGCAGAAACAAAAAGCUCAGACAGAAUGUGCCUUUAUCAGCAGCAGGCACCUGAUUGGUUCUCUGGGUGAUCAAUAAAUGAUCAGUUUUACAGCAAAUCAAACUGGAAUCGGCUGAUUUGUUCAGGAAAAUUUGGGAUAAAAAAAAAAACGGAUCACUUUGUUUAUUAAUAAAAAAUAAUUUUUACAAAGUUAUUAUUUAACUCCAUCAGCAAAACCAGAGUCUGGAGAGCUGGAGGGAAAUGAGUCAUCCUGGAAACGAGUCAUCCAGGAAACGAUUCAUCCUGGAAACGAGUCAUCUUAUAAACGAUUCAUCUUAUAAACGAUUCAUCCAGGAAACGAUUCAUCCUGGAAACGAUUCAUCCUGGAA